AUGGAUCCAUUGGCGCAGAUUGAAUUUAACGCUACUCAAUACACAAUGAAAGAUGAUUAUCCUGGUUUCGGUGCCCCGGCCUUAGAGCGUGAUAAAAAGACAGUAUUUUGGAUGAGUGGAGUGAUGGAAUGCUUUUCAACGGUUUGGUCUUUAUUCAAAAGCACGGAUUAUGAGGAAACACAAGAGAAUGACUGGGAAGUUCCUUUUGAAAACCUCACUGAUUUGGUAUAUCUGGGUUCUGGGGCACAAGGAAUUGUAUUUGGAGGCAACCUCAAAGGUGAAAUGGUUGCAGUAAAGAAGCUGAGGGACAAAAGUGAAGCUGAUAUUAAACAUUUAAGGAAACUCAACCAUGAAAAUAUAGUUCGCUUCCGAGGAGUUUGCACAGUUACACCUUUCCAUUGCGUAAUUAUGGAGUAUUGUCAGUAUGGACCUCUAUUUGAGUUUCUCCAUAGUGGUGUAUCUUUUACUCCGAAGCAAAUUGUAAGAUGGGCAAGGGACAUCGCUCUGGGCAUGAGUUAUCUUCAUUCACAUAAAAUAAUACACAGGGAUCUCAAAAGUCCAAAUGUUCUGAUUGCUGAUAACCUUGUAGUUAAAGUUAGCGACUUUGGUACAAGUAGAGAGUGGAAUGAUGUAAGUGCUAUAAUGAGUUUUACUGGAACUGUGGCAUGGAUGGCACCAGAAGUGAUACGUCAUGAGCCAUGCUCAGAGAGAGUGGAUGUUUGGUCGUAUGGAGUGGUGCUUUGGGAACUACUUACACAGGAGGUUCCUUACAAAAAUCUUGAGACACAUGCUAUCAUGUGGGGAGUAGGAACUGAUACUAUUGCAUUACCUGUACCAUCAACUUGCCCAAGCAGCAUUCAGCUAUUACUAAAUCAAUGUUGGAAUCGUGUGCCCCGUAAUAGACCACCAUUCAAAAUUAUUGCUGCUCAUUUGGAGAUGGCAGGAGAAGAGCUGUGCUCUCUAGAUAUGGAAACAUUCAACACUACUCAAGCACUUUGGCGCCAAGAAGUCCACAAAUGUAUGGAGAGGCUCUAUGCAAAGAGUGAUAAGCCAGUCGCAAAGGACGCUAUAGCGCAGCGUCGCGAGGACAUAAAGCACGCUCGCGACGUGCGCUACGUGUACGAGCAGCAGCUAUCCAGAGCUAACGAGCUCUACAUGGAGGUUUGUGCUGUCCGUCUGCAACUGGAACAACGAGAACGAGUCAUUGCUGAGCGCGAGAACGCAUUGAGUGGCUGUCGUUGCGGUGUACGCAAGAACUUCAAGUACUUCCACCGACAGACAUCCUCGUCCUCAGAUGGUAUUAAAGGGCUGCCCGCCCUUACUGAGAAUAACCGUCGUCGCAAGAAGAAGCACAUCACAAACCAACCCACCCAACUAGUAGUCAACUAUGAGGAAAACAACAAGAAUGACGUGAAAACCGUCACAAUGGCUCUAGAUGAUUGCAUCACUUGCGCAUGCGAUGACAGCGUGAAAAAUAACAACAUGACCGUCACCGUGAAAGACAGCGUGGUAGAGGACAACGGGAACAUCGUAGUGAAGGACACCUGCAAUGAUGCUCCACGCAAUGAUAACUAUAUGCCAGAAGUUGCUAAUGUC
This is a messenger RNA of Brenthis ino (lesser marbled fritillary), 1596 nucleotides long. The record is from the annotation of a GenBank genome assembly. Lineage: Eukaryota; Metazoa; Arthropoda; Insecta; Lepidoptera; Nymphalidae.